CACUUUCGCCUAUGUUCUCUUAAGCCAUUUAACAUCUCACCGUUAUAUACUAUGCAGUUAACUGCAUCUCUUAUUAUGCCAUGCAAUAGCCAGUGAUUCUCUGAAUGCCAGAACGUGUAUAAGCAACAUAUACAUUGGACAGAGCUUUGUAACAAGCAGAUCGUGCUUUGCGGCCAACAAUCACUGUUAGUAGUCACGGAAUCCAAUCGCUCCUUCCUAGAGAAAUGCCCGGACUCUCUCGCUGCGUCCCAUUCACAAGCCAUUCGGCUGGUCAGAGCGCAUACGGGUGGAAGCUUGUACGCUCGCCACACUCGCAAGCUUUACCCGCUCGCCAUGGCUGCUGCGCGACAGCCUCGCUUUCGACAAUCACCCAAACUACCAGCCAUUUGAAAUCGAGAAGCCGAAACUCGCAGCUGGGAUGCCUCGCUGCACUUCCAGUGAGCAGCGUCAGCUGUCAUCGGACGACGCAAUCCUUUGGUUCGGUCCUCAAGUCACAGAAGUCGCUUGGAACUGUUUCCUCUAACACAACCUUAACCUUCACGGCAACAACAAGAACGGCUGGGCGCUCCUUCCUGUCGUACAAGCCUCCCUCUGCCGUACCGGAAUUUAUAGCCUCCCUUGCGUCAUCGCCUUACCGGGAUUACUACGUUGUUGGCGCUGCUGCUGUGGGAGCCUUGGCAUGGGUCAAGCUCUUUGACUUUCUAGCCGGCAACGGAACUCUAGAACAGAAACUGAGUCGCAAGGUGGUGCAUACCACCGCCGGGCCCAUCUUCGUCCUUACUUGGGCGCUGUUCAGCGCCGCCCCCGCCGCCAAGUACCUGGCAGCUUUGGUGCCCAUGCUCAACAUGGCCAGGCUGCUAGCGGUGGGCACGGGUCUGCUGGCCGACCCGGGGCUGGUCAAGAGUGUCAGCCGCUCGGGGGACCGCGGGGAGCUGCUCAAGGGCCCCCUGUACUACGUGGUGACGCUGGUGGGCGCUACCCUGCUGUGCUGGCGGGACAACCCCGCCGGUCUCAUCGCGGUGUCCAUGAUGUGCGGGGGAGACGGACUGGCGGAUAUCGUGGGGCGGAGGUGGGGGGCGGCGCCGGGGGGGAGGCUGCCGUACAACCCCGCCAAGAGCUGGGCGGGAAGUGCGGCCAUGCUGGUGGGAGGGUACGGCAUGUCGUACGGUCUGAUCACGCUCUUUUGCCACCUUGGCUUCUUCUCCUGCUACCCGCCCGCCUCCCUGCUCUCCACUCUCGGCCUCAUUGCUGCAGCGGCGACCCUGGUCGAGUCGCUGCCCAUUGACCGCUGGGUGGAUGACAACAUGUCGGUGCCCGGGGUGGCGGCGGUGCUAAGUAUGGUGCUGCUGAGCGGCAUGCAACAGCCGGUGGCGGAGGCGGUGGGGGCGGUGGGAGCAGUGGGG
Messenger RNA from Astrephomene gubernaculifera, 1403 nucleotides. NCBI's taxonomy places the organism in Eukaryota, Viridiplantae, Chlorophyta, Chlorophyceae, Chlamydomonadales, Astrephomenaceae. The record is from the annotation of a GenBank genome assembly.